AUGGAAGGAAGACUGAAAGCCAUACGGGCCGGUAACAGAUCAGCGGUAACGAAACUUUUCGGACGAUUUUUGGACUUGAAAGAAAAUACAGCCAGUGAAGUAACGGAGGAAGUCGAAAUAAAUAGAAGGUCUCUAACGCAAAAAAGACAAAUUCUUCAAGAACUAAAUGAACGAAUAUUAGACGCCUUAUCUGAAGAGGAUAUAGAAGAAGAAAUCACAAACACAGAUGAUGCUGAGUGUUUUGUACCCGCCUUAGAAAUUCAUGAUAGUAACGUAAACACAACAGCUGCAAUUAAUUCAAGUGAAACGGCUUGUGAGAAUAUUCUAAACAAUUUUCCUGCCACUGAUCUCGAUGAACAAAGUAACCACGAUUGGCAGAAAAAUGUUUUGUCAUUACCAUCCAACCACGCUACGAAUAAUCAUAGAUUACCGAAGCUAAAUCUUCCAGAUUUUGACGGGGAUAUAUUACAAUGGAAUACGUUUUGGGAUUCAUUUGAAUCAACAAUUCACCGCAACCAAACUUUAACACCAAUUCAAAAGUUCUCGUAUCUCAAUUCUCAAUUACGCGACGCAGCAGCACAAACCAUUGCAGGAUUUACUCUCACAAACGUAAAUUAUGAAACCGCCAUAGACCUGCUCAAGGAACGGUUUGGUCAACCGCAAAAAAUUAUCAAUGCUCACGUGAGAGCACUUAUGGAACUGCAUGCCCCGAUAAACGACGCCAUCAGUUUAAGAAAUUAUGGAGACUGCUUGGAAUCUCAUGUCAGGAGUUUAGAGUGUCUAGGACAAAAACAAGAGAUGUACGGAGCUUUACUUAUUCCAGUCAUAAUGAACAAGCUACCAGCUGAAAUCAGGAAAAACAUUGCACGUGAGUACGAUGGUGACAACAUUUCACUACACAAUCUUCGUAAAGCUAUCAGCAAAGAAGUCAAAAUCCUUGAAUCAGGCCAGAUUGAAAACAGCGAUGGAUUCCACGCAACAGCAAUGUUUCUUACCGGAGCCUCAAAGAAACAACGCCAUGUUCAUAAUGGACACAACCAGAAAACAAGAGAGUCAACUCCUUAUGUCGAAACAACAGAGAUAAAGAGCCGCCCAUGCAUUUAUUGUUGCACAGAGAAUCACUUUCCAGGGGACUGUAAUAAAGUUACAGAAGUAAGUACAAGAUUCGAUAUCUUAAAACGGAAGAAAUUAUGUUUCAACUGCUUAGGAAACCACCGCGCCGCAGAUUGUAAAUCCCGCAACAGAUGUGAAAAGUGCCAGAAGAAACACCUCACAAGUAUAUGCGACAUGAAACUAACGAGGGACAAAGACGAGCCCACCAGAUCAACAAGUGUCAACAUUGUAGAAACGAGCAAGAAGGCAGAAACUACAGUACUGAACGUUGAACAUCGACCUACAAAUGUUUUACUGAAAACAGCUAUCGCCCCGGUGAGUCAUGAAAAUCAGACAACCGAUGCUAAUAUCUUAUUUGACGAAGGAUCACAAAGAUCGUUCAUAACAGAAAAACUCACCAAUGAGUUAGAAAUCACUCGAAGGAAAUCCGAAGCAAUUAAACUAUCUACUUUUGGGGAAAAUGGAAGUGUCCAGUAUCUAGAUAGUGCAACUAUCAAUUUGAUAACCGACUCAGGAGAAUUGAUUGCUAUCAAUGUUCUGAUAGUACCAUCUAUAACCAGCCCUCUCACCAGCUACCACUCUUCUGAAGUAAAAAGACUGCCUUACCUUCAAGGACUCAAAUUAGCACAUCCGGUUUCAGUUGACAGCGAAUUUGUGAUUUCCCUUUUAAUUGGAGCAGAUUUUUACUGGAGAAUUGUAGAAAAUCAAGUCAUUCGAGGAUCGGGACCAACUGCUGUGAAGUCAAAGAUUGGAUUUCUACUUUCAGGGCCAACUUCUCAAUCAUCUUGUACAAACAGUGCCAGGGAUCACAUCUACAACGUAAUAGCUAUGCAUACAUCAGUAGAACAAGCACUGGAAAGCUUCUGGAAAUUAGAGAACAUUGGAAUCACGGAUACACCAGAUAAGAACGAGUCCAAUGAUAAAGUCAAGAUGUACCAAGAUAAAUGCAUCGAGUUUCGAGACGACAAAUACUACGCCAAGUUGCCAUGGAAAGAUGACCAUUCUGAGCUACCGUCGAAUUAUGGAAUUGCACUGAAAAGAACCCAAAGUACUAUCAACAGACUAAGUAGCAACCCAGAACUUUUGAAGAAAUACAGUGCGAUAAUUGAAGAACAAGAACGAAAGGGAUUUAUAGAAAAGGUUCCAGAAGAUACAAAAACGUCUUCUGUGGUACAUUAUAUUCCACACCACUAUGUCAAAAAAGAUUCCAGCACCACACCUAUCAGAAUAGUGUAUGACUGUAGCUGCCGCGAAUCACGUGACAAGCCGAGUCUCAAUGACUGUUUGGAAUCAACGCCACCCAUCUUAAAUGAUUUGACAUCAAUUCUGACAAGAUUUCGAUUACACGAAUUUGCUGUAACCACUGAUAUUGAAAACGUUGGUUUGCAUGAAAAUGACCGAGAUGCAACGAGAUUCCUUUGGUUAAAGGACCCAAAUGAUGUCAACAGUUCAUUAGUGCCUUACCGUUUCAAGGCAGUGCUCUUUGGAGCCACUUGCUCUCCAUUUAUUUUAAACGCAGCAAUUCUGAAGCAUCUACAAAGCAACAACUCUACAAGUGCAGAUAUUCUGAGGAGAGAUCUCUAUGUGGACAACGUGAUAUCCAGUUUUGCAAAGGAAACUGAUGCUAUUGAGUACUUUCGGGAAUCAAGAAAGAUCAUGAUGGAUGCAGGAAUGAAACUUAGAUCAUGGGCAUCGAACAGUAAGCUACUUCACACAGAAGCCAUGAAUCAUGGAUUACACGACUCGGACAAAGUAAUAAAAUUACUAGGAUUACGCUGGGACCCAAUGAACGACAAACUGUCAUUUGUGAAACGAGAAAUACCAAACCUUGAGACCGUUACAAAGAGAUUGAUACUACAAUACUCAUCACAAAUAUACGACCCAUUUGGUAUCCUGAGUCCAGUAACAGUGAGAGCCAAGCUAUUGUUACAGUUACUUUGGAAACAAAAGUAUGAAUGGGACAGCCCAGUACCAGACGAAAUUUGUAAGACUUGGAAUUCUCUUGCAAAUGAUCUGAACAUCGCAUCAUCAGUUCAAUUUCCGAGGAGAUGGAUGGUGAAACAACACUACACAUCUUUGCAGAUGCUAGUACCAAGUCUUAUGGAGCCGCUGCUUAUAUCUGCAAUAGAAGCGAAUCAAAAUUAG
This is a messenger RNA of Saccostrea cuccullata (small rock oyster), 3258 nucleotides long. RefSeq lists its product as uncharacterized. NCBI's taxonomy places the organism in Eukaryota, Metazoa, Mollusca, Bivalvia, Ostreida, Ostreidae. Bases 1 to 3258 code for a protein of 1085 amino acids. The transcript has 2 exons. The record is from RefSeq and is a predicted model, not a curated record.